CUUAUACGUAAAAUAAUACCCUUUAAAAAAAGGCCGUUUUUACCCCUUAUCAAAAAGUAUAGUAAUAACUAUUCUAUAUUAAUUAAGUUAAAUAUCCCGUAUUAUUAUAAGAUUUUUUUAAAAAUAACAAAAUCGUCAAUUUUUAAUAAAUAA
Molecule: messenger RNA, 153 nt
Organism: Colletotrichum orchidophilum
Lineage: Eukaryota; Fungi; Ascomycota; Sordariomycetes; Glomerellales; Glomerellaceae
Exons: 1
Source: RefSeq, a predicted model, not a curated record